GGACACUUCGGAAAGACCGGCAGGGCAGCUGGCCUGGAGCUUAGAGGCAUUUGCCAUGGCCCCACACUGGGCUGUCUGGCUGCUGGCAGUGGGGCUGUGUGGCCUGGGCAUUGGGGCUGAGAUGUGGUGGAACCUGGUGCCCCGGAAGACCGUAUCUUCUGGGGAGUUGGCUGCAGUAGUCCGGCGGUUCUCCCAAACGGGCAUCCAGGACUUCCUGACGUUGACCCUGACUGAGCAGACCGGGCUUCUGUACGUGGGGGCCCGGGAGGCCCUGUUUGCCUUCAGCGUGGAGGCUCUGGAGCUGCAAGGAGCGAUCUCAUGGGAAGCACCUGCUGAGAAGAAGGCCGAGUGCAUCCAGAAAGGGAAGAGCAACCAGACGGAAUGUUUCAACUUCAUCCGCUUCCUGCAGCCCUACAACACAUCCCACCUGUACGUCUGUGGGACCUAUGCCUUCCAGCCCAAGUGCACCUACAUCGACAUGCUCACCUUCACUUUGGAGCGUGGAGAAUUUGAGGAUGGGAAGGGGAAGUGUCCCUAUGACCCAGCUAAGGGCCACACUGGCCUCCUUGUGGACGGCGAGCUGUACUCAGCCACGCUCAACAACUUCCUGGGUACAGAGCCAGUUAUCCUGCGCAACAUGGGGCCUCACCACUCCAUGAAGACAGAGUACCUGGCCUUCUGGCUCAACGAACCUCAUUUUGUAGGCUCUGCCUACAUCCCAGAGAGCGUGGGCAGCUUCACAGGGGACGAUGACAAGGUCUACUUCUUCUUCAGUGAGCGGGCAGUGGAGUAUGACUGCUAUGCAGAGCAGGUGGUGGCUCGGGUGGCCCGUGUCUGCAAGGGGGACAUGGGGGGUGCGCGGACCUUGCAGAGGAAGUGGACCACGUUCCUGAAGGCGAGGCUGGUGUGCUCGGCCCCGGACUGGCAGCUCUACUUCAAUCAGCUGCAGGCCCUGCACACCCUGCGAGAUGCCUCUUGGCACAACACCACCUUCUUUGGGGUUUUUCGGGCGCGAUGGGGUGAUGUGGACUUGUCAGCGGUCUGCGAGUACCAGCUGGAAGAGAUCCAGAGGGUAUUUGAGGGUCCCUACAAGGAGUACCGUGAGCAAGCCCAGAAGUGGGGCCGCUAUACCGACCCCGUCCCCAGCCCACGGCCUGGCUCAUGCAUCAACAACUGGCACCGACGCCACGGCUACACCAGUUCUCUGGAGCUGCCGGACAACACCCUCAACUUCAUCAAGAAGCACCCACUGAUGGAGGAGCAGGUAGGGCCCCGGUGGGGCCGGCCCCUGCUCGUGAAGAAGGACACCAACUUCACCCAUCUGGUGGCUGACCGGGUUACAGGGCUUGACGCAGCCACCUAUACGGUGCUGUUCAUUGGCACAGGAGAUGGCUGGCUGCUCAAGGCCGUGAGCCUGGGCCCCUGGGUCCACCUGAUCGAGGAGCUGCAGGUGUUUGACCAGGAGCCUGUGGAAAGCUUGGUCCUGUCCCAGAGCAAGAAACUGCUCUUUGCGGGCUCCCGCUCUCAGCUGGUCCAGCUGCCCCUGGCUGACUGCGCAAAGUACCGCUCCUGUGCCGACUGCGUCCUCGCUCGGGACCCCUACUGUGCCUGGAGCGUCAACACCAGCCGCUGCGUGGCUGUGGGUGGCCCCUCGGGGUCCUUGCUGAUCCAGCACGUGACGGUCCUGGACACCUCAAGCAUUUGCAACCGUGGCAAUAAAAAAGUCAGGCUCACACCCAAAAACAUCACCGUGGUGGCGGGCACAGACCUGGUGCUGCCAUGCCGCCUCUCUUCCAACUUGGCCCACGCCCGCUGGACCUUCGGGGGCCGGGACCUCCCCGCGGAACAGCCAGGCUCCUUCCUCUAUGACGCCCGCCUGCAGGCCCUGGUCGUGAUGGCUGCCCAGCCCCGCCACGCCGGCGCCUACCACUGCUUUUCAGAGGAGCAGGGGGCGCGGCUGGCUGCCGAAGGCUACCUGGUGGCCGUGGUGGCUGGCCCAUCGGUGACCCUGGAGGCUCGGGCGCCCUUGGAAAACCUGGGGCUGGUGUGGCUGGCUGUGGUGGCCCUGGGGGCCGUGUGUCUGGUCCUGCUGCUGCUUGUUCUGUCGCUGCGCCGGCGGCUGCGGGAGGAGCUGGAGAAGGGUGCCAAGGCGGCAGAGAGGACCCUGGUGUACCCCCUGGAGCUGCCCAAGGAGCCCACCAGUCCCCCCUUCAGGCCUGGCCCGGAGACUGACGAGAAGCUCUGGGAUCCCGUCGGCUACUACUACUCGGACGGCUCGCUCAAGAUUGUGCCUGGACACGCGCGGUGCCAGCCCGGGGGCGGGCCCCCCUCUCCACCUCCUGGCAUCCCCGGCCAGCCCCUGCCUUCUCCGACCCGGCUUCACCUGGGGGGUGGGCGGAACUCAAAUGCCAAUGGCUACGUGCGCUUACAGCUGGGAGGGGAGGACCGCGGUGGGCUGGGGCACCCACUGCCUGAGCUGGCCGACGAACUGAGGCGCAAGCUACAGCAGCGUCAGCCACUGCCGGACUCCAAUCCCGAGGAGUCCUCCGUAUGAGGGGCCCCACCGCCUCGCAGGGGCAGCGUGGGACGCGCGGCUCCUCCGUUUUUGCACAGGCACCAGCUACCUCAGGGACAUGGCGCGGGCACCGGCUCGGACUGGGGCAGACCCUGCCCCGCACCUGCCCGGCCAUGAGGACCUGCUCCGCUCAGCACGGGCACUGCCACUUGGUGUGGCUCACCAGGGCACCCGCCUCCCAGAAGGCAUCUUCCUCCUCUCUGUGAGGGGCUGUGAAUCACGGACACAUGGGACCCCAGCCGCCAAAACGUUUCAGGCAGAAGUUGGAGAUGUGGGUGUGUUUGUAUCUAGGUGUAUGUGUAUGUGGGUGUGUGCAUGUGUGUGUGACCUAGUCUUCUUGUUUCUCU
Molecule: messenger RNA, 2922 nt
Organism: Lontra canadensis (Northern American river otter)
Lineage: Eukaryota; Metazoa; Chordata; Mammalia; Carnivora; Mustelidae
Gene: SEMA4C
Product: semaphorin 4C
Biological process (GO): neural crest cell migration; axon guidance; negative regulation of axon extension involved in axon guidance
Molecular function (GO): chemorepellent activity; semaphorin receptor binding
Source: RefSeq, a predicted model, not a curated record